Fonsecaea erecta is the source of this 2613-nucleotide messenger RNA. RefSeq lists its product as hypothetical. Gene Ontology annotation, molecular function: hydrolase activity, acting on ester bonds. The transcript has a single exon. NCBI's taxonomy places the organism in Eukaryota, Fungi, Ascomycota, Eurotiomycetes, Chaetothyriales, Herpotrichiellaceae. The record is from RefSeq and is a predicted model, not a curated record. The coding region runs from base 1 to 2613 and encodes 870 amino acids.
AUGGGGAAAUCGAAGCAAAAGGUGGAGAACAACCCUCGAGGAUUGACGCUUUUGUAUCCUCCCGCAGAGCCGAAGGUCGAGUUUAUCUUCGUUCACGGCCUGAGAGGCGGCUCUGUUAAAACAUGGUGCAAAGACGAGCAGUUGGAUCUGUUUUGGCCCAAGGAGUGGAUCGCCACAGACGAGGAUUUCCAGCACCGAGUCCGAACAUUCUCAUUCGGUUAUGCAACCGACUGGUUAACAUCGCAGUCGAGCCAACUGACGUUGCAUGACUUCGGGCGAGACCUCCUCCACCAGCUCGAGAACUCCCCUCAUCUGCGAAAGGAGCAAAGAACUCCCAUUGUCCUCAUCGGCCACUCCAUGGGAGGGUUGGUGAUAAAAAAGGCAUACCUUCUGGCCCAUCAACAGAGAAAGAGCAUUGCAAAUCGCAUAAAAUACGUCGUCUUUCUUGCGACGCCUCACAGAGGGUCUGGCUCGGCGGAAAAACUCAACAGUCUCCUCACCCUUACAGGCUGGGAGAAAGCCUAUGUUGAAGAUCUCCGUCGGAAUUCGGGCUCUUUGCACGUCAUCAACGACGAGUUCAGAACCGUUGCUCGUCCAGACACACUACGCCUGUUGAGCUUUUACGAGACUCUGGGAUCUUUCAAAUCGCAUUUGAUCGUGGACCAAGACUCAGCGGUCCUGGGAUAUUACGGUGAAGAGGUCAAUAUGCUCUUAGCAGACCACCGAGGUAUCUGCAAAUUCGACAGCCCACAAGAUGAGAACUAUAAGAUUUUACGGAACGCGCUGUUGACGAUCACAGAAAGCCUGAUUUCGGAGCCCAAUCAAAGCGCACUCCAAGACAAAGCGGAGCAGAUGAUGUCCAUUGAGACAUAUUUGAACAUCAGUCACUCCCCGCAGUCUGAUCUAGACCGACUUCGCGAGAAACAAAUAGAGCAGUCGUGUGCGUGGUUAGAGGCCCGUGCAGAAUUCCAGGCGUGGCGGGAUGGUGCUCUGGGCAUGGAUGCUGUGGCAGAAGGCUCACUUCGCUCACGCACAUUCCAGAGACAGUCGACAAUGCCCAUUAACGGUCGCUGCAGUAUAUAUUGGCUGACAGGCAAGCCUGGAGCUGGGAAAUCCGUUUGUGCUGCCCACGUCGUGAUGCACCUACUGUCCCUAAAGCAAGAUUGUUCAUAUCAUUUCUUUCGUGCAGGCGAGAAGCGAAAAACAAGUGUCAGUGCGAUUUUGCUCUCAAUCGCUUUUCAGAUGGCCGAAAUCCACGAUAAUGUCAGGAAAGAUCUUGUAAUAUUACAGGAGGCAAGGAACACCUUUGAUGAAGACGAUGAGGGUGCGGUAUGGAGAAAGCUUUUCGUCAAUUCCAUACUGAAGUCCCAUAUCCGACAGCCUCAGUAUUGGGUCAUUGACGGAGUGGAUGAAUGCGCCACUAUCGAAAAGUUGUUCUUGAAACUUCACACCCUCGAAAGCUCUUUUGAUCUCAGAAUAUUCAUGACCAGCCGUCGGACUUCUAAACUGGAAACGCUCUUCAGAAAGUUCAGACCAAGCACCCAUACGACUGUGGAUUGCAUUCAGUCCGAUGAUACACAGGUUGACAUGAGGCUUUAUAUCAAAUCUCGUCUCGAUUACCUCCCUGUGGAUGACCCUUUCGAAAGGAACGCCUUGAUUGAAAGGCUUCUCGCAAAGGCCAACAAUUGUUUUCUGUGGCUAGCUUUGGUCAGCCAAGAGCUCGAGGGAGUCUACUCGGAGGAGUCUAUACGAGAAGUGCUUGCAGAAGUUCCCCUGGAGAUGGGGAAGCUUUACCAGAGAUCUAUCCAGUCCCUGCACGCAUCGAAGCGACAAGGCGAGCGCAAUGUUGCUAAAGCGAUUCUGAUUUGGUCGGCGUGCGCCAUCCGGCAACUUAAGUUAGAAGAGCUGACGAUCGCGUUGAAUGAGUAUGAUGCGUGCAAAGUUCCAAACCUGAAGGCGGUCAUUGAAGGUCCAUGUAGCGGCUUGCUUCUGCUCGAUGGUAAGGGCGUGAUACAACUGGUCCAUGGAACUGCACGUGAGUAUGUGCUCGGUGUUCUGGAAUCCUCGUUCGAAGUCACACGCCAUUCUGCGCACGAGCAACUAGCAAGAGCAUGUCUGAAAUGCCUGGAGAAAGAGAUGGUGUUUUCUCGCAGCCGAUCGUUGGGCGUCAGUGAACACGGCCGGACGCGAAGUCGAAGUGCGUUUGCCGACUAUGCCAGCAUUGCGUUUUCCGAACAUCUCGUGGCCUCUUCGUCACAGUCAAACCAAUUGCUCAAGGAUGUGUGCGGAUUUUUGUCCAGCAGAGUGUUGGCGUGGAUUGAACAUGUUGCGACGGAGCACCCGUCAUUAUACCCUUUGACCCGGGCAGCCAAAAACCUCAAGGAGUUCCUGAAAAGGCAAGCAAAGCAUGACCCCCUUCCAGGCACGGACUUCAGGACUGUGGACGACUGGUCCACAGAUCUAAUCAGACUUGUCGCAAAGUUCGGUCGUAUCCUUCGGAGCAACCCAAGCUCCAUUCAAUCAAACCCCGUCGGUUGCACCCAAACAGUCGCGCCUGUUCCAGACAGUCCAGAAGGGUCCGAAAUGGCUAGAAUUCGUCGGUCCAGCUUCUGA